Molecule: messenger RNA, 488 nt
Organism: Vavraia culicis subsp. floridensis
Lineage: Eukaryota; Fungi; Microsporidia; Pleistophoridae
Exons: 1
Coding region: 1-375 (124 amino acids)
Source: RefSeq, a predicted model, not a curated record
AUGGAUGACCGACAAGGCUGGCCCGUAUUACCAGACUACAAGGAUCUUACUCGGCCAGGGUUGCCCACAGAAUUUGUGCUGUUCGGUAUUAAAUUCACGGUGGUUGACAACGUGCCACAACCUGAAGAGGAAUAUGAAGACUUGGAUAUAACAAAAAUAAAAGAGCUAAUAAACGAAUCACUAUCAUCUUUUAAAAAUCUGUUGAGGACAGGGGAGCGCUCUCAUUUCGAGCGAAUCAAAGCUGUGCAUCUUGACAUGAACAAUAUGAUCAACAGGGCGAAGCUAUGGGAGGGAAAGGUGCUGUUAAGAAAGAUGAAAAAUGAGAAGAUUGAAUGGAAGAAAAAGAAGAUCGCAAAAGUUAAAAGUUUAUUCUGAAGAACAUGGCCUAUCAGUGCGAUCUUCCAACUAUUCUAUCCUACCGUACCGGUGCAUCUAAGAAAAGUAUGUGCUUUUUCGUAUGUUCUCAAGAUAUUCGCUAACAUUCUUGC